UUCUCUUUUUUUUUUUUGGUUUUGUUGUUGCGUUGGUGUUGUGUGUGAAGCCGGCGCCUGAACAGCAGAGGCUAGACGAUGCCAUCGGCUUCCUUCGCGACCAUGCCGAGUUGGUACAGGGUACGCGGAUGGAGGAACGAUUGGACGACGCCAUAAACGUGUUGAGGAAUCACGCGGAGAGCCAAUUGGGCCUUCAUUUAGGUCCCGUUGGCCCACACGGUUCGAUUUACUCGCACACGUCGCCACCUCAACUGGACCACUUGACGAGUCCUCAUCCCGCGGUGACGGUGACGCAACCUCAGGGCUCUUACUCCGGCCUCACGCCCACCCCCGACACAGACGGCUCCAUCAAAAUCGAAAGGUUACCCGUGACGAAUGCCAAAUACGUGUCUUUAGAGAAGAGAAAGGAUCCACCGGACAGCAGCGGUGGCGAGACGAAACCUUCGAGCAGCGAGCUGGCGGCGGCGGGGGUGAUCGGCGCGGCUACGGUGAAUUCUACGUCCCAGGGGAAAGGGACGAAGAGAUCGCGUAGAUAUUGUUCGAGCGCUGACGAAGACUGCGACGAUCCCAGCACCAAAGCGGUGCGCGAAAAGGAACGUCGCCAGGCCAACAACGUGCGUGAAAGGUUAGUGAACACACGCAGUAAGCACUCCCAAAUCUUGUUAUUUUUCCCAAUUCUCUCGAUCUCUUCCUUCCUUCUAUUCGUAUGUAUAUAUAAUAAGGGACCGCGGGUCCUGCACUCUCUCUCUCUCUCUCUCUCUCUCUAUCUCUCUCCUCUCGUGUAAUUUUUUUAUUA
Molecule: messenger RNA, 796 nt
Organism: Apis florea (little honeybee)
Lineage: Eukaryota; Metazoa; Arthropoda; Insecta; Hymenoptera; Apidae
Product: daughterless
Biological process (GO): regulation of transcription by RNA polymerase II
Cellular component (GO): chromatin; transcription regulator complex
Molecular function (GO): RNA polymerase II cis-regulatory region sequence-specific DNA binding; protein dimerization activity; DNA-binding transcription factor activity, RNA polymerase II-specific
Source: RefSeq, a predicted model, not a curated record